This is a messenger RNA of Pyrus x bretschneideri (Chinese white pear), 1575 nucleotides long. Its product is annotated as putative pectinesterase 11. The transcript has 3 exons. The record is from RefSeq and is a predicted model, not a curated record. Gene Ontology annotation, biological process: cell wall modification. NCBI's taxonomy places the organism in Eukaryota, Viridiplantae, Streptophyta, Magnoliopsida, Rosales, Rosaceae. Bases 1 to 1575 code for a protein of 524 amino acids. Gene Ontology annotation, molecular function: pectinesterase activity.
AUGGCUAAAUUUGUGAGCCGUAUGAUCAGGUGCUUCUUCUCCAUGGCCUUAUUACUUCCAACUUUUAGGCAUGCGCUAUCCCAAGCAGCUCAAGUGAACAUAGCCCUGGCGCCCCCAACGGUUUUUAUAACCGUCGACCAGUCAGGCAGCAACGAUUACACUAAAAUACAAGACGCCAUCGAUGCUGUGCCGUCCAACAAUGCCCUGCCCGUGUAUAUUUGGGUUAAACCUGGCAUCUACUACGAAAAGAUUAAUGUACCUUCAGACAAACCGUUUAUAACAAUAAGUGGAUCGACAAGUUAUGCAAGCGACACUGUGAUAACGUGGAAGGAAUCCGGCGAGAUAAAUGAAACCGCGGUCUUCACUUUAUGGGCAUCUGAUUUCGUAGGGCGCAACUUCAAAGUUCAGAAUACGUAUGGGACGGGUGGCAAAGCAGUUGCACUGAGAGUUUCGGGAGAUAGAGUAGCAUUCUAUGGUUGCAGCAUUAUGUCUCAUCAAGAUGCCUUAUUUGCCGAUAUAGGCAAGCAAUACUACAAAGACUGCUACAUUGAAGGAGACACUGAUUUUAUAUUUGGAAGAGCUUCUUCUUUAUUUGAGAAUUGUCACAUGCAUUCGCUUUCGGAACAAAACGGAGCUAUAACAGCCCAAAAAAGGGAUUCACCAUCACAAGAUGCAGGGUUUGUGUUCUUGGGAGGCGAAAUCACUGGCGUCGGAAGGGCAGUACUAGGAAGGCCAUGGGGUCCCUAUUCGACAGUCAUCUUUGCCUAUACUAAGAUGUCGGAUGCGAUUCUCCCACAAGGUUGGGACAGUUGGGGCCGAUCAACUGACUACUUAAGUAAGGUUUACUAUGGUGAGUACAAAUGUACUGGAGCUGGAGCCGUGACAGCAGAAAGAGUUGCGUGGGAACACAAAGUUACGCCAAAAGAAUUUACAUCCUUCAUGAACAAGGUUAGGGGCUUUGGAAUUGGAAGCUGGCAAGGUUCCGAUGGAGGAGGAUGGAAAUAUGGAGCUCCCCCUCGUGUCAGAAGAGAUGGAGAAGGAAACAAUGGAGGACGGCAACAAGGACCUCCUACAUCUAUUGGAGAUGGAGGGAAACAAGGAUCUCCUACUCCCAUUGGAGGUGGAGGGCAACAUGGACCUCCUCCUCCCGCAACUAGAGAAGGAGGACAAUAUGGAGCUCCCGCUUCCUUUGCAGGAGGAUGGCAACAUGGACCUCCUCCUUCCAUUUCAGGAGGAGGACAAUAUGGAGCUCCCCCUCCCUUUGCAGGAGGAUGGCAAAAAGGACCUCCUACUCCGGUUGGGGGAGGAGGGCAACAUAGAGCACCUCCUCCUGCUGCCGGAGGAGAACGAGAAAGAAACAAUGGAGGAGGAUGGAAACAUGCAGCACCCAUUCCCAUUGGAGGAGGAGGAGGAAGAAACAAUGCAGGAUUAGGGCAACAUGGAGUUCCAACUGUAGGAGGAGCCUCCAUCGAGGGGUGGGGUGAUGUGCAAUGGAGUGGUUGUGAAAAAGGUGCUGCCCGUCCAGGACUUUUGGGAUUGUUUCUUGUUUUGCUUCCUUUAAUCCACUUGUCAUAA